Molecule: messenger RNA, 399 nt
Organism: Ogataea haglerorum
Lineage: Eukaryota; Fungi; Ascomycota; Pichiomycetes; Pichiales; Pichiaceae
Exons: 1
Coding region: 1-399 (132 amino acids)
Source: RefSeq, a predicted model, not a curated record
AUGUUCUCGUUUUGUACCGCUCUUCUUUUGGGGAUGUCGCUAACGCCAUUCCUCAAGCUUGCGACUCGCAGCCGGCGUUCCGCAGCCAACAACUCCGUUCAGACCACAUUUUCCAUUAGCUCGCGACGCUCGCGUAGCUCUGGAAGCUCCAGAGUUUGGCUCAUCAGCGCCAACGCUCAGACUAAAUCAAGAGAAUCCGAAUCACACAGGAUGCUGUGUCAUAAUCAUCCCAUUGAUGCCUUGCUCAUUGACCAUGACGAACAAAUACUUGGCGCCCGGGGCUUUGGCUCCAACCUGGUUUCUACAUUGCUUCCGCGUGGAACCAGUUUUCAACGCUCUGCUUCAGAAAUACGAGAGUUAUAUGAAGCAGAGCAGUUUAUGUCCUCCCGGCGAAAAUAG